GCGACGUAAUUUAGAGACGCUCCCCAACUACUUGCUGAACCUCAAAGGGAGUUCUCUCAAACCUGCACUAUGAAUCCAUUUCGGUUCAUCAACUGAUCAAACCUAUCCUGAUCCUAAAACUGAUCUUAAAUCUAUCACUAUUACAUAUCUUGUUUCAAAUCUAUGGUUUUGGAAUUAGUCUUGAUCAUAUCCAUGCCCUGAAGCUAAACCAAAACCUAUCCUGCUUCUGAAUCUGAACCCCGAAUCCAUCUCGGUCCAGGCACUGUUCUCGAUCAUUUCCCAGUAAUCAUGUUUACCGCUUCCCAAUCAUGGUCCUAAACCCAAUAAUGAACGAUACUAGCACUUAUUCUGAAUCUUUGCCGUUCCUGGAACUGAUUCCGAACUAAUAUCGGUCCUGGAAUAGAUUACGAAUCCAGCCCGAUCCAAGAACUGAUGCCGAGCCUUUUUAGGUCUUGUAAAUGAAUCCGAAUCCAUACCUGUCCGGGGAAUUGAUCCGUGUCCUGAAACUAUCCCGGAACUAACAUGGAAUCUAUCCUGCUCCUAAAUCACGAUCCUGAAACCUAUCAUAAACGUGAAAUUGCUUCCGUACUCAUAUUGGUCCUAGAAUAAAUUCUAAAUCUUUAUAAGUGUAAGAACUGACCGCAACAAUGUCCAUGUCCUGAAACUUACCCCAAAUCUACCACGAUCCUGGAAUUGAUUCCGAACCCAUCCCGGUUCAGGAGCCGACUCCUACCAUAUCCAUACUCUGAAACAUAAACAUACCCCACACCUAUCUUGGCCCCAAAACUCUGAUUAAGAUUCUGAACUUAUCUAAAACUCAUAUUGCUCCUGGUAUUGUUUCCGAAGUUGUCCCGGCCUUGGAACUGGAUGUGAACCUUUAUCAAUCCUAAAAUAGAUCAUCAACCUUUUCCUAUGGGCUGAUCUGGUGGUACGGUCGUCAACUCGUACGCCUUAAUAACAUGCCCAUCAUGGGUUCAAGCCCCCGAAUGGACAGUGUCCCCAUACGUAGGGCUGACUAUCCUGCUAUGGGGAGGAAUCAAUUAGUCACUGAAAGCCAAGCCCCAGUAGGAUUUUUACAGACAGGCCUUGACAGACAACGGUUGCUAUGCCAAAGAAGAAGAAGAAGAAGAAGAAAAAGAAGAAGAAUAAAAUCUGUUGUAAAAACACAAAUCCAUCAAUUUGUUCGUGGUAAUCUUGAUCUUAUCCCAUUUUCACUUCCUUUUUUUACAGCGCACCUUUCAACAACAAACACAGUGACACUGGGAAUGUUGGGAAUCCUUAGGAAUGUGCGCAGUGCGCACGCCCAUCCAAAAUGCAGCCGCACCGUUCCGCACCUCAUCACCUGUUGCACUUGUUGCAUGGAGAAUGCUCCGUCCGUCCACUCGGUCGGUCCAUUCCACGCGAGGACGUCAAUGUCACUGCGGCGCGGCCAGCGUAAUGUGCGAUUGUUGCCGUUCGUCGUCACAUGAUGCGGCUAUUUAUAAUCCACCGUGAAAGUAUUGAUCAAAUAAACGGGACGGGACCAUCACAUUCCUACCAACGGGGCAGUCGGACCGAACGAAAAUCAGAUCGGACCGUGUAAAAAGCGAAAGCUAAAGUUGCCACCAGCAGCCCCGGAAUAGCGAUGGAGCUAGCGGAUCUACCGAACGAGCUGCUGGAAAAAAUCUUCACCUUUCUGCCGGUGAACGAGCUCGUCAGCGUCGUUUCGCUCGUCUGCUCCGCCUGGUGUGAUGUAAUCCGAACGUUUGUGCUGCCCAAGCAGGGCCUACUGCACGUUCGCCCGGUGCAUCCCGUAACACAUCAGCUAAUUGCCAUGGAGACGGUCCUGAAGGAGCAAGCGGUGAAACCAUACCCCUGGACCAACCUGAAGCUAACCAUUCCCAACGGGGACCUACCCACCCGACCAGAGUUUAUGCGCUUCUUCAACCAGCAAGGACACUCGCUCAAAACGCUCACCAUCCAGUGUACCGAACUUACGGGGGACAUUCUUGCCGCGUUCCCCACGCUCUACCAUCUCGAAAGCCUCUGCAUCGUCAGCGAGUCGGAAUCGCUGUACGGGCCCGUGCCAGCGAACGUCGAGAUGGCCCUAACCUCCCUCAAAUCGCUCACCCGCCUCCGGCUGCAUCUGCCCUCGUACACCAUCCUGCGCAGUGUCGCCUUCCUGAGCGGCGCAAGGCUCGUGUCGCUAGCGCUCGAACGGUUCGAGAUGGAGCUACACCACCUGCGCCCCCUGCUGGACGAUCAUCAUCGCACGUUGCGCGAGCUGACGGUACGGGUGGAGGAGAUGAAACCACUGCUGACGCUGCUAAACUCCUACCCGUCGCUCCAGCUGCACCGGCUAAAUGUGAAGAGUGCCGGCAAUGAGGACGAUUUUUCCGACGCCCUAAUCCAGCUGUACGACCAGCAGCCGCAGCUCCGUGCGCUUACGAUCGGCUCGGAACUGUCCCUGCGGGCGGUUGACGCGCUGCCGCAGAAGCUGCUCCAUCUGCAGGAGCUGGAGCUGAUUGCGGAAAGCAUCAACAACUGUAAGGCACUGAGCGAGCUGCGGCAUCUGCGCCGGCUUACGCUGUGUCUGUACGAUGUCCGGGCCUGGGACGAAACGGUGCAGCUCGAGGGUGUGACGGAGCUUUCGCUCGCGGUAACAUUUCCACUCAUUUCACCGGCCAUAUUUUGCUCCUUUCCGUGCGUGGAUCGGCUGUAUCUGGAGGACGUGGACGACGAUACGCUGAUGCGCGACAUUGUGGUCGUGCGCACGCUGAUGGCGUGUAUGCGGCAGGUGCGCGUGCUCGAUCUGGAAAACUUUGUGUUUCGAGAGCGCGAAAUCCUGAACGAUGGUGUGGUGCGGUUUGAGGAGAUGGAGCGGCUGGAGUGCUUGAAGUAUAGCUGUCGGGAUAUGUCCGAUGCGUCGCUGCUGACGAUGAACCUGCCGGUGCUGAGGGAACUUUACCUCACGCACUGUCCGAAUGUUUCGUUCGAGGGUUUAUCGUACCUUGUGAGGAACUGUCCGCUUAUUGAGCGGUUGCAUCUCGAGUCGAACAAGCGUGGGUUAGAGGAUGAGGCGUUGGAGUUAAUUACACGCAAGCUGACCCAUCUGAGGAUGUUGGUGCUGGUGAACCUGCGGGCGCUGACGAACGUUUCGCUCGAUUCGAUCGUUAACAAUUGCUUCUAUCUGAUGGAGCUCACCAUAACGCACUGUGUUGGUAUUACGCUGGAAAAAGGAGCCGCCAUCGAGAAGCUUUCGGUUGUAAAAUCGUUGAAAAAUUUAAUUUACAGCUAAUUCAAGUGUUUAAUAUGUUGAGGAUAACUAAAUUGCCUUACAGCGUUUUCCAGGGUUGCUCAUGGCUGUGGGACACUUCCUUGACUCUUUCUUAUUGGAAGUGAACUUCAUAUGUUGGAAAUUCGACUCUGUGGUACCCUUUUUGGACAGGCUCAUUGGAAAUUCCUAUUGGAUUGGUCAAACAAGGGUGCUAAAGAAUCCAAUUCCCAUUACAAUAAGUUCAUUUCAUGGAAGAAAGAGUCAAAAAAGUUUCCCACAGCUGUGAGAACUCCUAGAAAAGCCUGUAAAAUGCUUGUGGAAGCUUUUGCGAAAUGCAUUGCUUAAAAAGCACGCGCCUUUUGCAAGUGAGCAAAUGAAGAAACACUCCUUAUUGCACAAAUAAACCGUCCAGCUAAAGGAAACGCUUAAACAAAUGCAAACCUGCGUUGCUAAAUUUCGACACUUUUGAGGCGAAAUUUGCCGGAAAAAUUGAACAGCAAAAAGGAACCUCAACCUCGACGAUGCUGCAAUUUCAAUAGAUAUAUUCUGUUUAUUAUCUGCAGUAUAUAUGCUAGUUGUCGACAAUACAAUACUUCCAUAAAUUGUGUUUACGGGCCGUUUUGUUUCUCUCCAUCUUCCCACCACGCUGUGUUCUUGCACUUUCCUAUUCCACGCGCCACUGAGCCUAAAACCGUAUCUUGCCACCAUCCAUCGCCACACACAUACAUACGGGGGGGGCGAUGGCGGGGCAUUCAAUAUGUAUGAUUUUGUGUACCAUCGUUUACUUUUGCCAUUUUUUGUUUUGGUUGUUGCCUGUUGUUGCAUUUUUACUGUUGCUGGAUGACAAUUUCCUAUCACUUGGUGGUUGUUGCUUCUUUAUUUUGUCUGCUUUUUGGUUGCGCGAAUGUCUUAGAAAACAACAUGAACAAAUCAGCGCUGCAAAUCUAACAAACUCCUCUCCAGCGUCUCCUUCUUCGGGAGACACGCACAAACACCAAUUGGGGAAAAAAAGCCGUCUAUAAAGUUGUACAAUAAUCAUCAAUCUCGUAUGUGGUUACACUCUAUUGUGUGGUUGUAGUUUUUGAAUUUUACAAAAAAAGGUGAAAAUGCUACCCAUUAACAAACUAGCAGUAAGUGUAAAAAAUUCUAUUCUUUUUUGUAUUUUCUUACACAAAAAACCUACAAACAACACACGACUGUGCUGAGCUAAUUUCGCCACACGUUUUUAACGACAAUAUAUAUAUAGUAUUCUCACCUCUCAGCUCUACUCACUAUUUGAACAUACUUCGCAAGGUAAAAGUAAAAGAAAUCGCUUUCCCCGGUAAUCAGCUACAUUGCAUACCCCAAUUUAAUAAUUGCAGAGCUAAACCGAGCUGCCAUCAAAGCUACGUGUGUAGCACAAUCGGUGUAGUAACUUACUUCGCUAGCAAACAAUGCGAGAUACGUUUUGGGGUGAAAUGUUUCAAUGGUGAUGAUGAUAUUUGCUGAACUAAUGCAAAAUAAAACCACAACAAACAAAGAACCACUUCUAAUGUGUAAAACGUUCGCCCCAAAAACAUUAACAAUGCACGUGCCCGAAGCAGUACAUUGUGGCCCUUUAAUUGUUAAAUGAAAUUCCGCUCAUCCAUUCCCUUUCGCGUGACGCUCAGACGAUCUUUCCCACUUAUGCAGCACAAGUACGUUAAAAUAAAAUCAUUUACAGCACACACACACACACGGACACGCGUUUGUAACGAAAAUUAGCCGUAAUUAAUUAUCACCUGUUUGCUUAUUUUCUAACAUUCCUACACACCUCCUUAUUAUUUCUUCGCCAUUUACCAGCAAUGAUGCGAAUAUUAAGCUUUCUCUCUUUUGUUUUAAAAAAUGGGACAAAACACGCACGCCUUUACGGCUGUGUGCUCCUCUGUAGUGAUGCUUUGCUUGUGGUUGUUUUGUUUUUUUUUUUUUCAAAUAAAAUUUGAUUCUACCUAGCAAUUUGCUGAGUAACCUUGCUGCGCAUACAUUUACAAAAAAAGGUUCCCUUUUCUCUCUUCUCGGUCACAACGGUUUCUCUCUAAACUUUAAAUCAUCCAUACCCCGCAACCCCCUUGCCCUAAGACACACACACACCUUAAGCACACCACGUCGAUAGCGUUCUAGUGUUGAGCGUAUAUAAGGGUUAACUUUAUCUAUAUAUAUAGAGAUGUAGAUGUGAGUCUAUGAAAGCUAUUUCUAUUACGACGGUCAACAUUGAAAACGGCAUCGUGAUUUUAAAAGCUGAUAUCUCAUAUCUUUACUAUUCCGUGGCUGGUGUGUCUGUGAUUGUUUGCUUAAUAAU
Messenger RNA from Anopheles coluzzii, 5573 nucleotides. RefSeq lists its product as uncharacterized. Lineage: Eukaryota; Metazoa; Arthropoda; Insecta; Diptera; Culicidae. Gene Ontology annotation, molecular function: protein binding. Bases 1625 to 3277 code for a protein of 550 amino acids. The transcript is spliced from 3 exons. Gene Ontology annotation, cellular component: SCF ubiquitin ligase complex. The record is from RefSeq and is a predicted model, not a curated record. Gene Ontology annotation, biological process: SCF-dependent proteasomal ubiquitin-dependent protein catabolic process.